CACUCCCUCAAUCCCUCAGCCGAUCUGCAGUCUAUCACUCCAUCUGUCCAUCUGCGCCUCAGUCCCUUGCCUAACCGGAGUCACUACCGUCCCUCGCCACACCGCCCUCACGCUAAAGCUUCAAGCCGCCGUCACGCAGUCCGAGCUCCAUUGUCGGUCGCCAGUCCAGGCUCCAGCCGUGUCCCGCCGGUCACGCCACUGCCUAUCCUCACCCACUAUGUAAUAUUUGUAAUGAUCCAAUAGCUUUCUUGUUGAAGCAUUUCCUUCAGUUGAAUGGGCCUCCUUUGAAAGAUUAAAUUGAACAGAUUCUGAAGAGUGGCAUUCUUGCAGAAGAGCUUCUCCACUCCACCGUCACGGACGACGGUUCAUCACUUCUCCCUCGUCUCUCACUGCCCUCGCUCCUCUGUCCUCACAUCCUCAGACGGUCAGACCUCACUUCAUCGACUUAGCCAUCUCAGCGGCGACCGUACGGGACUCAGCGGUUCUGUGGACCUCACCUCAGCCAGUCAGCCCUCUGCAGCUCUGCUUCACUGAGUCACUGUAAAUCCAAGGCUCAAGUAACCGAAAGAAACAGGCAAUCUGUUGGUUAUAGCAUUUACUUCGGUCGGGUAUGACAGUCAAAAAUUCCAAUUGUUUUUUUGGUCUGUUAUGUAGCCGACCGUUAGCUCACCCUAGUUAGGUGUUUGAGUGUUUCUGCUUCCGGUCUCUGCCUCUUCUAUUGUUUGUAAUCUGAAAUUUCCAGCCUUCAAGGCUGGAAGUCGAAGACUGGAAAUUCAGAGCCAAGCUACUUCCCCAACAUUGUUCUCGAGUCUCCAAAAAAAGUAUUCGAGAUCGAGAAGCCAUUGAAGGAACUCUUGCUCUCAUUUCCAGCUCAGGAAAUCAAUAUUGGUCACCUGCUUCAUGGCAAUCGAUAUUCAAACCUCAGCAUGUUGGCGGAAACACUCUCCCGGGGAAUCCAACGUUGUUUCAAAUCCAAACCGGUUUCCCAAAACCUCUUUCCUUUAUCAACCUUCAUUAGACACAGUCAUUGCUUUCCCGACCGGAGCUUUGAAGAUUUCCCGGAGAACUGCCGCGAACUCGCCCACACUGAUCGCACUCUGGACCCAGAGUCCACUUCAAGCGGCGCCACCGCUCUCGAAAUUCAAACCAUUCUCAAGCUUCAGGCCAACAAAUCGAUCACUGGAAUACAUAGCUCUAUCAGCGAAAGAAGUUUUGCCUUGACGGAGGAGUUGGUUCUCGAUGUGCUUAAACGGCACCGUUCUGAUUGGAAGCCAGCAUAUGCAUUCUUCAGUUGGGUGCUAGAAGGGGGAAACCGCACUGGGUACUCGCCGGGGUCUGGUGUUUACAAUGAAAUGCUCAACAUUAUGGGAAAAAUGAGACGUUUUGAUGAAUUGAACCAGGUGCUCGACGUAAUGUCUGAAAGAGGAAAUUUGUUCAGUGAAAGAACAUACGGCAUUGUUGUUAACAGGUAUGCGGCAGCUCACAAAAUUGAAGAAGCUAUACAAUUUUUGUACAAGAGGAAAGAGCUUGGGCUAGAGAUUGAUUUAAUUGCUUUCCAAAUACUGUUAUUGUCAUUGUGCCGGUACAAGCACGUUGAGGCAGCAGAGUUCUUGUACCAUAACAAGAAAAAGGAGUUCAGGGAUGAGAUCAAAACGAGAAACAUUAUCUUGAAUGGCUGGUGUGUUUUGGGGAGAUUACGGGAAGCCAAGAGGUUUUGGAAUGAUAUUGUGACUUCUAAGUGCAAGCCUGACAAGUUUACAUAUGGGAUAUUCAUCAAUUCAUUGUGUAAGGCUGGAAAAAUAAGCACAGCAGUGAAAUUGUUUCAGGCCAUGUGGGAGAAAGGGUGCAAGCCAGAUGUGGCUAUCUGCAAUUGCAUCAUUGAUGGGUUGUGUUUCAAGAAGAGGAUUCCUGAGGCUCUUGAGAUUUUCCGAGAAAUGAAUGAGAGAGAUUGCUUACCAGAUACUGCUACUUACAAUUCAUUGAUCAAGCAUAUGUGCAAGAUCGGGAGGAUGGAGAAGGUGCAUGAGCUUUUGGGGGAGAUGGAAGAAACCGGCAAGGGCUGUUCACCAAAUGCUAGAACUUACGGUUACUUGAUAAAGUCUGCGAAGAAUCCAGAGGAAGUUUCACAGAUCUUGGAAAGAAUGGAGAAGAAAGGGUGUAAGAUGAUAGGGGAUACUUGCAAUCUGUUGUUGAGGCUGUAUAUGAAUUGGGAUCUUUAUGAAAGAUUGAAAACUACUUGGGAUGAGAUGGAAAGGUGUGGACUUGGACCUGAUCAGCGAUCUUACACGAUUAUGAUUCAUGGCUUGUUUGAGAAAGGAAGGUUAGAGGAUGCAUUGCAGUAUUUCGAUGAGAUGACAUCGAAGGGAAUGGCACCAGAGCCGAGGACAAAAUUGUUGGUGGAUGCCAUGAACAUUACCUUGAAAGACAAGGGAAUUGGCUCAGAGAAGGUGGGAACAAAGAACAAUGCAAAGAAGCAUACGAGAAACUGAAAGUAAUGUCUUAACCUUCAACAAAACCAGCCUAAGGAAGAGAUAGAAGAAUAUGACUGCUUUCAUGGACGCAGGCUUAUGUUCAUUUCUCAAGCACUGUAUUUUGGAUUCUUUGGGGUCCAACUACGGUGGUAUGAUUUUAAUGGAGCAGUUAGUUCAUUUCAUUUGGUGUUAUUUGUCUAAGUUUAUUGACGAAAUUCAUCAUUACAUAUUAAUGUUCAGUUAAAUGAUUUGCAUGAGACAUGCCAGGUUGUAGAUUCCACUUUCUAAAACACACAUUUGAUCGAAAUAUAACCACAUGAAUUUCACUUUU
This is a messenger RNA of Ipomoea triloba (trilobed morning glory), 2802 nucleotides long. Its product is annotated as putative pentatricopeptide repeat-containing protein At3g15200. Bases 927 to 2489 code for a protein of 520 amino acids. Gene Ontology annotation, molecular function: protein binding. The transcript is spliced from 6 exons. The record is from RefSeq and is a predicted model, not a curated record. Lineage: Eukaryota; Viridiplantae; Streptophyta; Magnoliopsida; Solanales; Convolvulaceae.